CUGAUCUCUCUCUAUGAAUCUGUGUUGAUUGAUGAGCUGAAAAGGCUAAUGUGAAAUGUAACCUUUGACUUCUAGUAUUUGUGUUUUAUUUUGUUGGAUCUUUUAGUUGAAAGCUUGGUUUUGUGAUUUUCGUAUUAUGAAUGAUUACCCCUGGUUUAAUUUGAUGUCUAGAUAUGUGACUCUAUGCUGAAUUGUAGUUGCUGUGAUUAUUUUCUACUUAUUUGUGCUGUAAUUCUGUGCCUCUGUGCUGUUAUGAUAUCAUCUCUCCCUAAACGAGAACAUUUCUAUGUGAAUUUAUUUCUCAUUUGGUGAAAUCCAAGAGUAUCUAUUGAUAUUAUACACACACACACACACACACACAUAUAUAUAUGAAUAUAUAGACACAAAAAAUUAGCACAGGCUGACGAUUGUUGCUGGUAAUUCAAAAUCAUAUUCCGGGUAUCGAUGAUUUUUUUGUUUUCUAAGGAUUGGUGUUGUUUAGAUUCAAGUUUAAUUUAUAGUAACCGAAGCUGUUCAAAUCAGAUUGAAUCCAUAUCCAUAAUAGUUACAUCUUCGGAUGGUUUCUGUAUAUAAAGGAAUAUAACCACCAAUUGUAAGUUUGACUUUAGUUUUGCAACAAGGAUUUCUUCUUUCCGUUCUCUCAUUUUUCUGGUCUCUAAAUAAGUAUAAGGGUCAUUAAUGGUUUAAACGAAACUGUGAUACAUGCUUGCCUUUGAAAGAAUUUUUUUUCCUAUUCAUCUUCAAUGUUAUGGACUUAUUUAGUUUGUUUAUGGUAAGCUGAUAUUCAUUUAAAUAAAUGGACCUUAUUUCCUCGUUGGGCCUCAUGUAGACUCUUAUGAUUGAGAGAGAAUGUCGGGAGGGGGCACACAAAAUAGCUUGAGAAAAGCACUUGGAUCCAUUAAGGAUACCACCACUGUCAGUUUGGCUAAAAUAAAUAGUGACUACAAGGAAUUGGACAUUGCUAUUGUUAAGGCGACAAAUCAUGUUGAGCGUCUGGCAAAAGAGAAGUACAUAAGAGCUAUUUUUGCAGCUGUGUCUGCUACAAGACCUCGAGCUGAUGUUGCUUACUGCAUACAUGCUCUUGCAAGACGAUUGGCAAAGACACAUAAUUGGGCAGUUGCCUUGAAAACUUUGAUUGUUAUUCAUCGUGCUUUGAGGGAAGUGGACCCAACAUUCCAAGAAGAACUUAUCAACUAUGGCAGGAGCAGAAGCCAUAUCCUCAACUUGGCUCACUUCAAGGAUGAUUCCAGUCCAAAUGCAUGGGAUUACUCUGCAUGGGUGCGCACUUAUGCGUUAUUUUUGGAGGAGAGGCUGGAAUGUUUUCGUGUGCUGAAAUAUGAUGUUGAGGCAGAUCGCCCUAGAACCAAAGAUCUGGACACUCCUGAGUUGCUUGAGCAGCUACCUUCUUUGCAAGACCUCCUAUUUCGCGUUCUUGGCUGCCUGCCACAAGGAGCAGCAGUUCAUAAUUUUGUGAUUCAAUUAGCACUUUCAAUGGUUGCUUUGGAAAGCAUUAAAAUUUACAAUGCUAUAAGUGAUGGUGCAGUUAAUUUAGUUGACAAGUUCUUUGAGAUGCAACGCAAUGAUGCUAUUAAGGCUCUGGAUAUAUACCGAAGGGCUGGACAGCAGGCUGAGAGACUAUCAGAGUUCUAUGAAAUAUGUAAAGGCCUCGAUGUGGGACGCGGGGAAAGGUUUAUCAAGAUUGAGCAGCCCCCUGCAUCAUUUCUACAAGCAAUGGAAGAGUAUGUGAGAGAGGCGCCUCGAGCUUCCACGGUUCGCAAGGAUUUGGCAAUUGAUGAUAAACCCAAAGUAAUCUUGGCCAUAGAGAACAAGAAAAACCCAGAGGUACAGGAGGCACGCCCCCCAUCCCCACCACCUAAACCAGAACCAGGUCCAGAACCAGUUAAAGUGGAAGCUCCUGUAGCUGCGACACCUGACCUGUUGGGCCUUAAUGAUCCUAGUCCACAGGCUUCAGAGUUGGAUGAAAAGAAUGCAAUGGCUCUGGCUAUUGUACCAGUUGGCACGACUGACCAACCAACCUCUACUGGUGCAAUUCUGGAAAAUGGAACUACGGGCUGGGAAUUGGCACUUGUUUCUGCUCCUAGCUCCAAUGAGAGCGCGGCAACUGCUAGCAGACUGAAGAAGCAACCAGAGCGUGAGCUACAAUCCAUGGGAACAAGGUGCAAUGGUCGGUCCCAUGAUGCCACAAACAGCACACGACCCAUUUUACGCCUCAAGCACCAUCGUUGCACCACCUUCGGUGCAGAUGGCAGCCAUGGCCCACCAGCAGCAGGCUUUCAUGUUGCAGCAGCAGCAGCAGAUGAUGAUGAUGG
Molecule: messenger RNA, 2330 nt
Organism: Ilex paraguariensis (yerba mate)
Lineage: Eukaryota; Viridiplantae; Streptophyta; Magnoliopsida; Aquifoliales; Aquifoliaceae
Source: the annotation of a GenBank genome assembly